UGGCGCGAAAAUUCAGCGUGGUUUCCACUUCAAGAUGGCGCAGGCAAGGGUCACCGAAUUUUACUCUUCCCGUAAAAGAUCUGUAGCACAGCAGUCUGCAAAGCGCAGGAAAGUCCAGCGCGUGGAGGAUGGUACCCAAGAGUCGGUAGUAUCGGAGAAAGAGGCAGUUAUUGCACCGAAGACGCGUACUAGAGCUAGAGCUAAAGUGGCAUUGUCGUUUGACCCUUCCGAAGUUGAAAAGAGUUUUUCCAAAAUGGCCGCUGAAAUCAUUUCUGGAGAAACAACGCCUCAAACCAAACCUUCACGUGGCACGCAGUCCAGAAAAAAGACGCAGAAGUCUACAGCCCGGAAGACUCGGCAAACAGCACGCACAAAACUAGAAAACCGGCUAGAAGAUACAGCUAUUGCGAAGGCGUUCGAGUUUGCAGGGCAGAAGGACAGUCCAACUGCGCAGUCUACAGAAGAAGCCAGCUCUGACUGUAGUGAAGAUACAGGACAGAUGUCUGACUGUGCUGUCACCAACAGUUCGUCAGCACCUCGCUCGCCCACCAAGAGAGGGGCAGGCCACGGCACCAGCUGCGAUACUCUACGCAAAAGGAAGAAGCUGGCUUCAACUACCACUGAGGCCACACUGUUUGACAGUAUGAAGGAAGGGACUCCUAAAAAGGGCUUCGCGUUCAGGAUAGAUGAGUCGAGUGGAGAGGAGGAACAGAAGUGCAUUAAGGUGCCAGCCAGGAGGAAACUAGCGAUGAAGCGAGGCAAGAAAACCACUAGUGAAGCAGACAACGCAACAUCAAAGACACUUCCAGACCCUGAACAGACGCGAGAGGUUGUUCAGUCUUCACACAAGUCAAGAGGCAAGGCAAAACAAAAGGCUGCCAACACAGUGAAAGAAGAUCACGACAAGCUGACGGCAACAACCAGAAAAGAAGUCACCCAAAAAGAAGAUGGUGAAGAGGUAGUAGACACCCCAACAACAGCCAAAACACCAGCUGUCAAGUCUCGGGCAUCACAGCAGCCCAGUACCCCCCUAGCCCAGCCCAAACGCCCCUCUGUAACCAUGACCCCCUCCCCCUGUACCCCCUCCCAGUCUCCUGGAGGCAGCAGGACCCCCCUGAGUGACAGGGUAAGGGAGGCCAUCAGACAGGGCAGUCUGUCAUCCAGUCCAAAACUUUCGUCACCUGUGAAAAAGGACAAGUCUCAGACUAGGAGCAGAAGAUCCUCAGGUGUUCAUGAACUACAGAGAAGACUUGCCCGUGUGCAGGAGGAAGCUGCCAAGGUCAAGGCCAAGGAGAAGACUAUGACACGAGCAGAGCUGCGAGAAAAGCUGAUAAAGUCCGGACAGUUGUCUUCUCUUCAACAACACAUGAAGUCUAUGCAGGAGGGGGCAGAAAAACUUAAAGCCGACAAGUCUAAACAGAAACAGGUGCAAUCAAGCUCCAGCAAGGAGGCAACAGAAGAAAGCAGUGACCACCAGGUGGCGCCAGCGUAUGUGCGACACCACCACCUCACCACCGCGGUGCCUCCCCCGCCGGCGUCCCUCGGCCUGCCGUACCAGUACAAGCUGCUGGCGGAGAUGUUUCGCAGCAUGGACACGGUGGUCAGCAUCCUGCACAACAGGGAGGAGCUGGCCACCUUCCAGAAGCUGAAGAACGCUGUGCAGGAGAUGUGCCGCAAGAAGUUUGAAAAACACCACAUGGGACAGAUCAAGACCGUGUUCCCAUCGGCGUACGUCUUCCGCCAAGAGAAGGUCAGCCAGUGCUGGCGGAGUCAGGGAGACAAGAAGACGCAGUACGAGCUGACGGUGCAGGCCAACCUGGAUGGCCAGCCCAGCGGAGACACAAGUGCCUCAGGAAAGCCUGUGCCCCAGGCUAGAGCAUCCUUCUCCUCCUCACAGUUGAUAAACCGGAGGAACAUCUUCCAGACCAAUCUGGUCGGCAUUGUGAAGGAGAACCAUAGGAGGUUUAUCCAGACCCUAGCUCCCUCCCCAUCUGUGUCUGAUGACGCCCUGACCAAGUGGCAUCCCAAGUUCCCGCUGGAUAAGGUACCAGACAUCGAACCGUCCCCACUACCGCUGCCACCCAACGUACAGAAGUACUCCACUGCUCAAGACGUCUUGGACCAGGCCAGGGGGAAAAUCCUCCCCAGGGUGGAGAAGGCACUACAGAAGGUUGCACAACUCUCCCCCAAGGAGACAGGAAAGACCAAGUCCAACACUCCAACAUCUGUCUCCACCCCUGCUAACAAAGGUGCACCACUGAGUCUACUGGAGAGGAUCCGGGCCAAAGAAGCUGCCAAAGCAGAGAAGUACAUGACAAGAGAUGCUGACCAAGAUAGGAAAACAGCCAUGAUUGGACGGCUGCCCGACCUGGCGCGGAUCUUGAGGACGUACUUCGUGACGGAGAAGAAGCCAGCUGUCCCCAUCGAGUCUGCCGUCAAGAAGAUGUCCGAAAGCUACAGAUCUGUCCUCUCCUCCAGUGAGUCAGAGGCCCACCUGAAACUGCUGACAGAGAUGGCUCCUGGCUGGUUGUCUGUAGUGAAGAUCAGUAAAGGCACUUUCCUUAAGAUGGACAGGAACCAGGACAUCAACAUCAUUGUGGACAAACUGAACAAGGCACUCAAAGACAGCAUGUAACAAUUCUACUGUAUAAGCAAUUCCAUUUUGACAUCCUCAUACACAAUAGUAUUGUGGGAAGCUGUUAUCCAAUGUACUAUGAUGAGAUGAGUGCAAUUGUUAAGUCGCUGUAAAAUUGUCUAUUUUCUGUUCUAGUUAUUAGGGUGUUAGGACUACAACCUAGGAGAGCAGUUUUCUGAGGAAGAGACAUGUUUUGUUGUUGUUUGUGUUAACUUCUUAUAGAUCUAGUUUAGAUUUCGUUGAACAUUUUAAACAUUUUCAAUGACAUUAUAGGAAGUGGAACCCAGUCAGGAAUAAAGAAGAAAAGAGGAAGAAGAUGGGAAAUAUUCUGCUCAGGACCAAAACUUUUGUUCUUUGUUUAAAAAUUAACGACCAUAUGCAGACCAUCAUGUUUCCUCUUUCCUUUACUAGUCGCAUUUCACUUCUUGUGCUGUACUUGAAUAUUACCAUUUUUUAGUCAUCUUCUGUUUUUAAAUCUUCACUUUGAUUUACUUGUCCUUUUUUUCACUGUAUGUUAACAUAAUUGCUGGUACAAAUACCUUUUUAAACAUGUUUUUAGAAUUAAGCAUUUUGUUGGACCAGGAUGGAUUUUUCAGGGAAUAGUAAGAAAUAAAUUUUCACAUUUUGUGUUCAUAAUUUAUUUUCCUUUGCUCUUGGUCUAAGAUCAAGUGCUUACAUUUUUUUUCAUUAUUAUUCUAAUUGUAAUUUUUUUUCAUUUUAACCCUUCCCCACAAUCAUUCAGAAUUAGUGUGAAAACCAUUCUACAGGCAUAUAGACAUGUACAUGUAUAUAGACAACAGUCUUGUAUAAUGAUAGGAAUGGAAGAAUGCUGCUUAUGCCUGUAUUUUAUGCAUGUAGUUAUCCCAAAGGAAAUGCCUGACUUGUACAUUUCUGUAAAUGUUGGAACCGUUUUUCAGGGACUGUUUUUUUCAUGUUUAAAACUGUUUAGAUCAAUUCUUGACAGUACUUAUCAUUCAUGUACUAGGCAAUGAAGCAAUAAAUUCCGUUACAUGCUUCAUAUGA
Molecule: messenger RNA, 3658 nt
Organism: Branchiostoma floridae (Florida lancelet)
Lineage: Eukaryota; Metazoa; Chordata; Leptocardii; Amphioxiformes; Branchiostomatidae
Product: DNA replication factor Cdt1-like
Exons: 12
Coding region: 35-2635 (866 amino acids)
Biological process (GO): DNA replication preinitiation complex assembly; regulation of DNA-templated DNA replication initiation; DNA replication checkpoint signaling
Cellular component (GO): nucleus
Molecular function (GO): DNA binding; DNA polymerase binding
Source: RefSeq, a predicted model, not a curated record